This is a messenger RNA of Clupea harengus (Atlantic herring), 6172 nucleotides long. RefSeq names its product myosin IB (gene myo1b). The record is from RefSeq and is a predicted model, not a curated record. Gene Ontology annotation, molecular function: actin filament binding; microfilament motor activity; ATP binding. Gene Ontology annotation, biological process: actin filament-based movement; endocytosis; actin filament organization. Gene Ontology annotation, cellular component: brush border; myosin complex; actin cytoskeleton. Bases 352 to 3864 code for a protein of 1170 amino acids. The transcript has 33 exons. NCBI's taxonomy places the organism in Eukaryota, Metazoa, Chordata, Actinopteri, Clupeiformes, Clupeidae.
GCAGUAUCAUCUUGGAGAGCAUCAUGGGCGUGCUUAGUGUGUCUCUGUGUGAGAGAAGGUGAGUAACAUUGAUGGCCAUUUAGGAGUGGAAUCAGUACUGUAGCCACUCCCUGAGCCGUGGACCCCGCUGUCGCGACCGCUCCACUGCUUCACUGAGUGCCUGGAGAGCUGGGCGGGAGACGCGUCCUGGUUCAUUCUAAGUGGAGAAAUAGCCUUCAGUUUACGCCGGGGAAGGGAUAAAGGAAUCAAAACCCUAACUUUUUUUUCGAAGUGACAUCUGGAUCCUACAUUUAUUUUCAAGUGUGGAUUGAAAGAAGGGGUCCUUUGUGCAUACAAUUAAGGGGGGGGAUUAUGUCCAAGAUGGAGGUGAAGACGUCACUUCUCGACAACAUGAUAGGGGUGGGGGACAGCGUCCUCCUGGAACCCCUCACAGAAGACUCCUUCUUGGAGAACUUGCGGAAGCGCUUCGACCACAAUGAGAUCUAUACCUAUAUUGGCAGUGUGGUUAUCUCCCUGAACCCCUACAAGCACCUCCCCAUCUACACAGCAGAGAAGGUGGAGGAGUACCGCAACAGGAAUUUCUAUGAGCUCAGCCCCCACAUUUAUGCCCUGGCUGACGAGGCUUACCGAUCUCUGCGAGACCAGGACAAAGACCAGUGCAUCCUCAUCACAGGAGAGAGUGGAGCCGGCAAGACAGAGGCCAGCAAGCUGGUGAUGUCAUACGUGGCGGCCGUGUGCGGCAAGGGCCAGGAGGUGAACAAGGUGAAGGAGCAGCUGCUGCAGUCCAACCCAGUGCUGGAGGCCUUUGGGAAUGCCAAGACUGUCCGGAAUGACAACUCCUCUCGAUUUGGGAAAUAUAUGGACAUCGAGUUUGACUUCAAAGGGGACCCUAUAGGAGGAGUCAUCAGUAACUAUCUUCUGGAGAAAUCUCGAGUGGUUAAGCAGCCUCGUGGGGAGCGCAACUUUCACGUUUUCUACCAGCUCUUGUCCGGAGCGUCAGAAGACACACUCAAAAAACUGAAGCUGGACAGAGACUUCAGCCAAUACAACUAUUUGAGUCUGGACUCGGCAACAGUCAAUGGACUGGAUGAUGCAGCGAACUUCAGAACAGUCAGGAACGCCAUGCAAAUUGUGGGCUUCAUGGAGGACGAGGUGCAGUCUGUGCUGGAGCUGGUGGCCGCCGUGCUGAAGUUGGGCAACAUCGAGUUCAAGCCUGAGUCGAGGGUCAACGGCUUCGACGAGAGCAGAGUCAAAGACAAGAAUGAUCUGAAGGAGAUGUGUGAGCUGCUGGGGAUAGAGCAGUCUGUGCUGGAGAGGGCCUUCAGCUACCGCACCGUGGAGGCAAAGAUGGAGAAGGUGUCCACCACCCUCAACGUUGCUCAGGCCUACUAUGCCCGAGAUGCCCUCGCCAAAAAUCUCUACAGCCGACUCUUCAGCUGGCUGGUUAACCGCAUCAAUGAAAGCAUUAAGGCACAAACUAAACAUCGCAAGAAAGUAAUGGGUGUGCUGGAUAUCUAUGGCUUUGAAAUAUUUGAGGACGGAGACAACAGUUUUGAGCAGUUCAUCAUCAACUAUUGCAACGAGAAGCUGCAGCAGAUCUUCAUCGAGCUGACGCUCCGCGAGGAGCAGGAGGAGUAUAUCCGUGAGGGCAUCGAGUGGACCAACAUUGAAUAUUUCAACAAUGCCAUCAUAUGUGACCUCAUCGAGAAUAACCAGAAUGGGAUCUUGGCCAUGUUGGAUGAGGAGUGCCUGCGGCCGGGCACCGUGACUGAUGAAACCUUCCUGGACAAACUCAACACCAUCUGUGCUGAGCACCAGCACUUUGAGAGCCGUCAGAGCAAGAACUCCAAGUUCCUGACGGACCACAGCCUGCCACACAACUGCUUCCGCAUCCAGCACUACGCUGGCAAGGUGCUGUACCGUGUGGAGGGUUUUGUGGACAAGAAUAACGAUCUGCUCUACCGAGACCUCUCCCAGGCCAUGUACAAGGCCAACCACAGCCUGAUGAAACAACUCUUUCCCGAGGGCAACCCAGCCAAGAUCAACCUGAAGAGACCACCCACUGCAGGCUUCCAGUUCAGAGUCUCCGUGUCAACACUCAUGAAAAACCUCCAGACCAAGAAUCCCAACUACAUUAGGUGCAUCAAGCCCAAUGACAAGAAGGCGCCUCACAUCUUCACAGACACGCUGGUGUGCCACCAGGUGCACUACCUGGGGCUGAUGGAGAACGUACGUGUGAGGAGAGCCGGCUACGCUUUCCGCCAACCCUACGAGCCCUGUCUGGAGCGCUACAAGAUGCUCUGCAAGCAGACCUGGCCUCACUGGAGGGGUCCUGCCAGGGAGGGAGUGGAGGUGUUGCUGACAGACUUGCAAGUGGCCCAAGAGGAGUACUCUUACGGUCGCUCAAAGAUCUUCAUCAGGAACCCCAGAACACUAUUCUUUCUGGAGGAGAAGAGGAGGCAGUGUCUACAGGACCUGGCAACACUCAUCCAGAAGAUCUACCGGGGCUGGAAGUCCCGCACCCAUUUCCUGCUACUGAAGAAGAGUCAGGUGGUGGUGGCUGCCUGGUAUCGGCGUUAUGCGCAACAAAGGAAGUACCAGAAGAUUAAGAGCUCCACCGUAGUGAUUCAGUCCUUCAUCAGAGGAUGGAAGGCACGAAAGAUCCUGCGUGAGCUGAAAUACCAGAAGCGCUGUGAAGAGGCUGUGACUACCAUUGCAGCUUACUGGCACGGAACUCAGGCUCGGACAGAACUGCGGCGUCUUAAGGAGGAGGCCAGGAAUAAGCACGCUGUCACUGUCAUUUGGGCAGCCUGGUUGGGAACUAAGGCUCGGAGGGAACUGCGACGUUUAAAGCAUGCGGCACGGAGUAAGCAGGCCGUGUCCAUCAUAUGGGCUGGCUGGCAAGGGACAAAGGCCCGCAGAGAGCUGAAGAGACUGAAGGAGGUGGCCAGGCGUAAGCACGCUGUCGCAGUCAUUUGGGCCUACUGGUUGGGACUUAAGGUUCGUCGGGAGUACAGGAAGUUCUUCCGGGCCAACGCUGGCAGAAAGAUCUAUGACUUCACCAUCCAGAGGCUUAUGCAGAAAUACUUCCUGGGGCUUAAGAACACCGUCCCUUCCAUGUCCCCCAUUGAUAAAACAUGGUCUAACAGACCCUACCAGUUCCUGGAUGGAGCUCACACGGAGCUCAGGAGGAUGUUUCACCUGUGGAGAUGCAAAAAAUACAGGAGCCAGUUCACAGAGGAGAAGAAAGCCAUCUACGAGGAGAAACUCGAGGCCAGUGAGAUUUUCAAAGACAAGAAGGCCCUGUACCCAAGCAGCGUGAGUCAGUCUUUCAAAGGUGACUACCUGGAGAUCAAUAAGAACCCUAAGUACCAGAAACUGAACAGUGUGGUCGAGGAGAAGAUUCUUCUGGCUGAUUUCGUCAACAAGAUUAACAGGGCCAAUGGCAAGGGUGCACCUAGGAUCUUCUUGCUGACGAAGAACAAUUUUGUCCUGGCCGACCAGAAGACAGGCCAGAUAAAGGCCUGCGUGCCACUGCCCGAUCUCAGCAGUGUGUCUGUCAGCACACAGGUCGAUGGCUUCUUCGCCCUCAAACUCAAAGAGGGCACUGCCUCUGCAGCCAAAGGUGAUUUUCUGCUCAGCAGCGAUCAUCUGAUUGAGAUCAUCACCAAACUCCACCGCACAGGAGCACCGGCAGCCAACCGCGAUCAGUUAAACAUCGACAUCUCAGACGAGUUCCUGGUGCAGUUCAAGCAGGAUAAGGUGUGUGUGAAGUUCAUCCAGGGCGGCCCAAAGAAUGGCAGCAGUGCAGCCUGCAAGCGCAAAAACAACCGUCUCUUAGAAGUUUGUGUGCCAUCGCCCUAGAAAUGACUCUUCCCAAAGGGGUUCCAACUCUUGGACAUUUUACCAUCCAACCCUACAAAGCCCCCACCUUGUAAUUGUGCAAUUCUAAUAUUUUAUUGUGCUUAUGUUGUUUUUCUAGUUCAAAGUGAUUGGCUCACUGUAUUUGUGCUGCAAUACCAAGGAUAGAGGAGAUUGCAUGCCAUUUGGAAGUACAGUAGGCAUGACCCUAAAAUAAAAUAAGGUCUUUGUUUUACCUGUACUAUUUUUAAUAGGAGAGUGGGUCUACCAAUAAAGAAUGUGGUCCUUGCUUUGUCAUAGCACAAGAAAUUCCUUGUUCAGCAGCAAAGAUAAUGAUUGUGAUUAUGAGCAUCAGAUGGCAUCAGCAGCAGCUUAAACCAGACGUGAUGGGACUGUGUCCAGUCAGGCCAAGCUAAACUCAUCCAGCUAAGCUACAACAGGCCACGCAAGCUGUCUGGGUCCCUGCAGGGGUCAGACCUGGCUGGCAAGGCUGUCAGACCAAGUCAAUGAGCACUGAAAGAAAGGUUACAAAUGGAACAAUUGCACUUAUUUAAAUUUUGGCAAGAUAUAGACACAAAGAGUGAGAAUCUGAUGUUUUCUAAUUCUCGUUUUGUCUGUUAGUUGGUUGGAUGGCUGGUUUGGUGAUGCCCACUUAGCAUACUGAUUCAAGUUUAGCAAAAGGAAGUAGUUCUGUAUAGUUUAGAACCACCAUUUUUUCUGUUUUUUUUGUAAAUAACCUUGUGCCAUUUAGCAGUCCCCUCAGCACGGGAAUGUCAUGUGUCUCACAGCAGUGUGAAAUCAGCCUUGAUGAGUACAGAGAAGCCAAAGCCCAAACGUUCCCCUCAUGCACAGUUGAUUACAAACAGUUGACUAUAAGAUUAGGCAGGCAAGGGGGUUUUGACAGCACACUAUGCGUGUGAUCUAAAUGUUGAGGUUUUUUUUUUGUUUGUUUUUUUCUUCCACAGAAAGUCCCACACACAGUUGCACACUUUUAGUCCAAAAUCCCAAUGCAUACGCAACUUGAUUCUGACUUGUUGUUUGUCUGUGGAAUGUGCAGAUUCUGCCCAUAUGUAAAUCAGACAGGUAGGGAAGAAGACAUUUCAAAAUGGAAGGAGGAAGUCAAGGGACCCCCUCAUACUUCCCAUGUUCUCAAUAAUGGCUUCUCCAGAUGCUGCUCAAACGGUAGUUGCAGCAGCCUUCUUCUCUGCCAGUGUGCUUGUUUUUAGAAAGCCCCCUACGGGAAAGGGAACUAUUCUUAUUGUCGGCACACACAGUCCUCUGUUUGCAAGCCCUCCCUUACUGGUCGGCCCCAGAGAAAAAGAAAAACAUGGUAAGGGGGACAACAUCCAGGGGUGAUUGUUCAACAAGCUAUUUUCCCCAACAAUGCCGUUUCCCAGAUGCUUGUUGAGGGAGGCUGCACCUUCUAGCUAAAUCCUUCCCUGCGUCAUGCAAGCCAGCUGUAAAUAUGCAACCCAUAGAGCUUGUUUGUGAAUGAAGUGUAUUGAGGGUUAAUUAUAGAAUCCUAAACUUAUCAUAUUGCUGUGCUGCAAACCCAGUAAAUCUAUAUGUCUUUUUGCCAUUGGAAUGUGGGCUGUUUUUAUUUUUAGCCAGCCCAUUGAGGCUAAUAAUAAAUGCAGUGUUUUUCUUGGGGCAGAACCAAACAGAUUUAGAGAGCAGACAGCUAUACACUCAUGCAGAGAUUGAAAACAUGUUGCUCCUCCUCUUUACAAAUCAAGCCUACGCACACAAACACACUCACACAGCAUGUUCAGAAAACUAAAUAGUGCUUUAUUUUGAAGUACAUUUAAUAUGGUGUUGGAUGUUUUAGAAGUCUUUUGUACUAUUGAUUUCAAAGUAAAACAGUGGUGACUGUGCGGAAUUUCAUAUAAUUCAGCUCUAAUCACAUUAUUUUGUUCGUAUUCUGCUGGUGUUUCACCAUUUUAAGAAUUUGUAUGCUUAUUUUUUCCACUGAAAAAAUAUCUGGUUUUGAUCAGAAGGGGUUCAUAAACAGUGAUUUCUCUCUCUCUCUUCUCAAACGCAACUAAGCAAGUUGAGCUAGUAGGAAGCCAUUUCCUUUUGGGAUCCUGUACAGUUUUCGAAAUCUAAUGCAGUAUGCUACAGUUAAUCUUCUCUCUCUCUCUCUUCUGUGUUAGUAGUUUGAAGUAAAGGAGAGAUUAAAAAGAAAUGAUGUAUGCAUUCUUGUUUUGUGCCUAAUGUAACCUGUACUCAAGGAGAACAUGGACAUGUUUCAAUAGUAUAAGUGUAACAAAUUUCAAUUAAUCUUUUUUCUAAAUUAAAGGAAUAAAUACAA